Molecule: messenger RNA, 2171 nt
Organism: Eucalyptus grandis
Lineage: Eukaryota; Viridiplantae; Streptophyta; Magnoliopsida; Myrtales; Myrtaceae
Product: serine/threonine-protein phosphatase PP1
Exons: 4
Coding region: 704-1684 (326 amino acids)
Cellular component (GO): nucleus; cytoplasm
Molecular function (GO): protein serine/threonine phosphatase activity
Source: RefSeq, a predicted model, not a curated record
GAAAGGGACGCUAACAUGCGCCGGUUCUUGAGAGGGGCCGAGUAGCCACCGCUUUUUGAGGUUUCCACAUCAACCGCGAUGAAUAAUCUACUUGCAGAGGGGGAAAGAGGUUCAUUCUCAAACGAAUAUUGACAACCCCAUGUUUGAUCUUUUGCUUGUCACAAUCUCCAAGCCCUGAUUUUUCUUGUCUCUAUCUCUCUCUCUCUCCCUCAAUCUGUAUUUAAAGUUUGGAUUUUUCUCGUUCAAUUUCAUAGGGCGGCGAGUGUGAGUUUUUAACAGAUUUAGUUCUCUCUCUCUCUCUCUCUCUCUCAUACGAAAAGUUGAUGGAAGGCUUCCAAAUUCCAUGUAUAUAAGCAUAAUCCUGUCCAUUGACUUUCUGUCAUAUCUCUGAGCAUACCCUCUUGGGUUGAUUUUCAUCCCGCGGAAGAUAAGGUGGAGCUUUCUUGAUUUGUAUCGCCCAAUUUGGCGGAUACCCUUUUGCUCCUCUCCUCUCAUUCCCCUCAAGAAUAAAGGGACUCGCGGACCCAAAAAUCAGAUUUUUCGUCUGGACGGUUCCUUCAUAUUCUUGUUCUUCUGCAUCCACUUUGAGCUGUUUGUUUCUAUAGAAGCUUGCUGAGCCGGUUUAAAUCUUGUUGAUAUUGGAAAGGGAGUUGAUUAUUUUUAGUGUGUUUUUUGAGUGGAGGAAGAGAAGAAGAAGGAGAAGAUGAUGAUGAUGACAAUGGAAGGGAUUAUGGAAAAGAGUGUGUUGGAUGACAUAAUAAGGAGAUUGUUGGAAGGCAAAGGAGGGAAGCAAGUCCAGCUUUCCGAGGCUGAGAUCCGCCAACUCUGCAUCAACGCUCGCCAAAUCUUCCUCUCUCAGCCCAUUCUCUUGGCGCUUCAUGCUCCCAUUAGAAUCGGCGGUGAUAUACAUGGACAGUACCACGAUCUACUGAGGCUAUUUGAGCAUGGUGGGCACCCUCCCUCUGCGAGCUAUCUGUUUUUAGGAGAUUACGUGGAUCGUGGGAAGCACAGUUUGGAGACGAUAUGUUUGCUUCUGGCCUACAAAAUAAGAUAUCCCGACAAAGUAUUUCUCUUGAGGGGAAACCAUGAAGAUGCAAAAAUAAAUCGCAUCUACGGCUUUUAUGAUGAGUGCAAAAGGCGAUUUAAUGUUAGGCUUUGGAAAAUGUUCACCGAUUGCUUCAAUUGCCUGCCAGUGGCUGCCCUUAUCGAUGAUAAAAUACUUUGCAUGCAUGGGGGCCUCUCCCCGGAGUUGAACAAGUUGGAUCAAAUAAAGGAAAUUUCGAGGCCAACCGAGAUUCCUGAAGCCGGUCUUCUUUGUGAUCUUCUGUGGUCUGACCCGGAUCCUAGUAUUGAUGGUUGGGCGGACAGUGAUCGUGGUGUCUCAUGUAAUUUUGGAGCUGAUAAGGUUGCCGAGUUUUUGGAUAAGAAUAAUCUUGAUCUCAUUUGCCGAGGCCAUCAGGUGGUAGAGGACGGGUACGAAUUUUUUGCCAGACGGCGGUUAGUCACAAUCUUUUCAGCUCCCAAUUACGGAGGGGAGUUUGACAAUGCAGGUGCAUUGCUAAGUGUUGAUGAGAAUUUGGUGUGUUCGUUUGAGAUACUGAAACCAGCUGAAAGCAAAGCUUCUAGCAGUUCUAGUACAUCAAGAAUGAUACUUAAGAAGCCUCCACAGCUUGGAAGAGUCUGAUCCGCGUGGUCUCUGGAAGAUGUUCUUAUUUUGACGAGAAAAUGAGAAAGAAAGCUGGUUUCAUGCAUAAGCUAGAGACCUGUCAUAGAAAAGAUUGGAUGAAGAUAUGCCCUCCGCUUCCGUCGAAAAAGUCGUAUCCUUCAAGAUUAUCCAAGUGCAGCAACAAUAGUAAUAUAAGAGUUGGUUCAAGAUCUUCGAUCGUACGUGCAGUAUUUUCAGCUGAGAAACGGAGACAUUAGACCUUAGGACAUCCAACAGAAAUCGCUCCCCUAGGAUAAACUGAUGAUUUGAAUUAUUGUCAUCUGUAAUGUUUUCGUGUUGACUGCAAGUGUGCUCGAGAGUCAGCUUCGCAACAAGCUCAUGUUAAUAUUUCAGUUUUCUUCCCUGUUGUGUGUGACCAACGUUGUCAUCAGUUCGGUGUUUGUUGAUAACAGCAGCAAUCUAUAUCAAGCUUAUUGCUAUCGAGAGAAGAGGUCGUUUGGGAAUU